Miscanthus lutarioriparius is the source of this 2121-nucleotide messenger RNA. The record is from the annotation of a GenBank genome assembly. NCBI's taxonomy places the organism in Eukaryota, Viridiplantae, Streptophyta, Magnoliopsida, Poales, Poaceae.
AUGCGCGGUCGCCACCUCCUAAAACCCCUGCCCCUCCUCACCCCUAAACCCCCUUCCCGGCCGCCCGCCGCCCACUUCCGCGCCCGUGCCGCAGCCCAUCCGCCAACGCCGCGCCGCGCGCCGCUGGCCGAGCCCGACGUCGGCAUCUCCCGCUUCGCCUCCUCCAUCCCGGGCAUCCGCGGCGCGCUCAAGCAGCGCUGCUCCGACUUCGUCGUCCACGAGGUCUCCCGCGACGGCGCCCUCGUCCGUCUCACCUCCUUCGAUCUCCCCGACGGCGAGGAGAGUGGAGAUAAUGCGGAGGACGGCGACCCCGACGCCGCCGCGAAUCCAUCGCGGGCGCUCGAGUCGUUCCGGCUGCUCUGCGGCGAAGCGGAUUACGACGCGUUGAGGGGAUUCCUGGAGAGGGUUUCUGAGGGAGGGGAUGGUAAUUUGUCGCCAAUCAUUCUGUCAGCUGAUUCAGAUAAGGCCCAUCGAUCGGAGGUGCACGAGUUCAUCAAGAGGAAUUUCAAGUUCCUGAACACGGAUACGGUUGAGCACAGCGAUGGUAUUCAGAAAUGUAUUAGGGUGCGCUUGGGUUCGGGGCCACGUGGUGGGAAAGGAAGGAACAGGAGAGGCAUGGACAGUUCAGGCUGGAGAGAUGACAAGCCGUUUGACAGUAGAGGCUCUACAUCCUGGCCUUAUCACCUGGGGAAGUUUCUGAGGUUUCACCUUUACAAGGAGAACAAGGACACACAAGAGGCACUAGGAGUUAUAGGAAAGAUGCUAGGGGUUCAGCCAAGAUCGUUUGGAUUUGCAGGAACAAAGGAUAAACAUGCUGUUACAACCCAACAGGUGACACUUUUCAAAGUGUAUGCCAGUAGGUUGGCUGCUCUUAAUAGCAAACUCGUAGGUAUCAGAGUUGGAGACUUUAGUUACGCGAAGGAGGGCCUUACUCUUGGUCAACUCAGAGGGAACCACUUUGCAAUUACUUUGAGGAAUGUUAUUGCAGAAUCGGCCGAUGUUAUAAAUGCUGCAGUUAAUGGUCUAAGUAAAAAUGGAUUUAUCAAUUACUAUGGCUUACAGCGCUUUGGCAGCGGUUCUGUACCUACUCACUUUGUUGGUGCUGCUUUGCUUAGAGGAGAGUGGAGACGUGCUGUUAGCUUGAUUCUUGGUACAAGGGUACAUUAUAAAUGGCAUGGUGAUGUUGAUGCAACACUUAGGGGCAUGCCCCGACAUCUCACAGUGGAGAGAGCUAUUCUUCAGAGAUUGAAGAAGUACCCCGGUAACUAUCUACAAGCACUAAUGGCUAUACCUAAAACACUGAGACUGAUGUAUGUACAUAGCUACCAGAGUUACCUAUGGAAUCAUGCUGCAAGUAUGAGAGUGGAAAAGUAUGGUAUUUCACAAGUUGUAGAAGGUGACUUAGUUUACAAAACAGGGUCCUCUCUUGGAGAAGCAACUACCACGGAUACGUUUGAUGAUGGUGAUGAUAGCCAUGCUAAUUCACCUGAAAUGGAAUUGUCUUGUAAAACACUUCCUGAAGAAAUGAUCCAGUCUGUGAAGUUAGUUGAUUCUGAAGAUUUAUUGAAGGCAGUCUACUCGUUUGAGGAUGUUGUCCUCCCUUUGCCUGGGUCAGAAACAUUGUUUCCUGGGAAUGAAGUUGCUAGGAUUUAUCAUGAAAUAGCCAAGAAGGAUGGCAUUAGCCUGAUAGAGAGCGCCCAUGGCAUCAAGGACUUCUCGAUUACAAGCAUGAAAGGAGGUUACCGCCGCGUACUCCAACGCCCUAUUGAUUUUGAAUGGGACCUAAUGACUUACACUAAUGACAAUACACCUUUAGUACCAACUGAUUUAGAUAUUCUAUCAGAAACCCAGUCAUCAGAAACAAAUCAACCGUUAUCUGAUGGGACUUGCAGUUGUCCAUCAAGUGAUUCCAGGUUGCAAGCUUCAUUGGACACCUCUGGACCAACCAUUGAAGCUAGCUCAGUAGAAACCAAAUCAAUUGGCAUCUCAGAUCUGUCACCAGAGAAACUGGCUGUGAAAUUAGAAUUUACUCUACCAGCAUCAUCUUAUGCUACAAUGGCCAUAAGGGAGUUGACGAAAACUUCAACUUUGGCUGCUUGCCAGAAGACAUUAAAUGGCUGA